Molecule: messenger RNA, 1050 nt
Organism: Physella acuta
Lineage: Eukaryota; Metazoa; Mollusca; Gastropoda; Physidae
Product: putative G-protein coupled receptor frpr-1
Biological process (GO): G protein-coupled receptor signaling pathway
Cellular component (GO): membrane
Molecular function (GO): G protein-coupled receptor activity
Source: RefSeq, a predicted model, not a curated record
AUGGCUAUAGCCAACGUUACGUCUACUGCAGUAGGUGGCUUGACACAGUCUAGUGUCGUUGGUGUCCUGCCACCAUUGGUGUUAGAUGUCUUCAUGGCUAUCAACACCAUCUGUUUUGAGACGGUGUCUCUAGCUGGUAUCUGUGCUAACCUGGUCAACAUCAUGGUGUUCACCAAACAAGGGUUCAAGGACACGGUCAACAUUACGCUAACAGCUUUAGCGGUCAGCGACAUCGGGUCACUGGUCACGCUUCAGCUGUUUUUCAUCUUCAUUAACCCCUGGUUUCUUAAACUGGACGUAACCUUCAUCCCUCUUGACGUGGUGACUAUGGUCUCAUUCUACCCCCAUAACUACUUCAUACGUGUGUGUGGGUUUAUCACAGCUUUCGCCGCAUUUGAGCGAUGUUUAUGUGUGGUAACGCCUUUAAAAGUUAAACAAAUUAUCACCAAAAACGUCGUCAUCACUUUCAACAUCAGCGUUUUCAUCGUGACGUUUUUCAACAUCUUCCACGUCUACUACAUCUGUUACUUCGACUGGAAGUUAUCAGCGAACGUAAACAAAACCUUGUUGACUUUGUCCUUCAGGAACAACAGAGAAGCAGUGUUCAGCGUGUCCUACUUCAUCACCGAUCUCUUCGUGCCUUACUUCACGUUCGCCGUCAUCAUCCUCAGCACUGCCGUCAUCGCCGUGAAACUCCACAUCCGCGCAUGCUGGCGUGGCGACAACAUCACCACUCAACUCAACUCCAACAUCACCACCAAAGACAAGAAACUCAUCCUCAUGCUAACGACCGUGUCUGUCAUAUUCAUCGUCUGCCUGAUUCCCCAGUCUGCUAUUCUGACCGCGGUCAGUUUGGUCAGGGGGUUAAGUUUGAAGGGCGCCUACUUUGACCUGGCUUUGCUCUGUUACGUCAUAUCCUAUUACACGGAGACCAUUAACUCCAGUGUCAACUUCCUGUUCUACUACAAGAUGAGUUCCAAGUUCCAGAAAACUCUCAGAGAUUUGUUCGAUAGACAAGCCAAAGUCAAAACAAAACUACCGUACUGUUAG